GUCACAUGUCAAAGUCAACAUGUAGAAAUUUUAAAUAUUUUGAAAUUGUUUAUAUACAUUUUUUUGAAACUAUCAUAACUAUGAUUCACGAAUGUCUGUUCAAUCUUUGGAACAACCCAGAUGGAGCAGACUUAUCGGAUAACCACAAUUGGACCCACCUGAUGGAAUUGCAAGAAUUUCUCCAUCCAGGGGAACAGAAGCUGUUGCAAAUGAUUGUCGAGAUUGCUGUGGAUUUUCAUAAGAUAUCAAGUUUCAAUCGGACAGUACUAACCCAAACACCUAGUCCAGAAGGUCUCUCCUCGUCAUCCAGCAAGACCCUAUUGCUGUCUCAAACCAAAGCCUCGGAAAAUACUACAAGGAUCCCCACAGGUCUGUACAUCACGGCGUUUUGUAGCGGAGUUCACAAAGUUUUAGAGGGUUACAGAAACGAAACGAUAAAAUUGGAAAACAUGUUUUUACAAAACCCACACCUGUCUCUGACUUGUAUUCUCAGCUCUCUGGAAAAAUAUCGCAGCUUGUUCCAAGUGCUGCUGUCCAUGAUCCAGGUAAUACAGAACGAUAACGUACACGGGUGUCUGUUGAUUGGCAGAUUGCAUAAGCAUGUAAAUUGUGGAGUGGAUCAAAUAGGCAAAGCUGCUGAUCAAAUAAUCAGAUCCAUCAACAAGAUUUUCUACAGACAUUUAUGUAACUGGAUAAUAUACGGAGAUUUGGUAGACACCUAUGGUGAAUUCUUUAUAACAGAUGGCAAAACCGCUGAUGAGAAUUUUCUCUAUCCCGAACAAUUGGUUGACUUGUCUUCAGAUAGCAGUACAAAACUAGGACUAAUCAAAAAAAGCAGAAUACGAAGCCCUCCUAUCGUCCGUAAAUUUUUCAUCAACUGGGAAAUGGUUCCUCUGUUCAUAAGCGACGAAACAGCCGAAAGCAUUCUGUUUAUGGGCAGGAUUGUUUGGAUUGUUAAAAACGAUCCGAAAAAAUCUCGCGAUGAAAACUAUCGCAUCAAAUACGAGAGAGAUAUCUGGGAGGGUAAGGAGACCGACUACUAUAGGAAGGUACAAGGGUUGGAAUCUCAGACCUUCAACAAUAUUGAAUUUCAGAGCACUAUUGAGGAAUGCCGGGUCAAGCUCACAAAGUACUUGUGGUCCGUAAUGCUAGAUGAAGGCAGUUUGGUCGAACAUUUGCACCUCCUCAGAGAUUAUUACGCCUUGGGCAGAGGGGAACUGUUUCAACAAUUCAUUAGAGUGGCCGAAGAUCAUCUGAAAGACACCACCUCAGACUCGAUUGUGCAGAAGCUGAACUUCAUAUUCCUGGAAACUGCCAGGAAAAUCUACGGGGAAAACGACAAAACCUAUCUCAAGUUUGAGCUAACCUCAAAUUCAGACGUUACACGAACAAAUCCAUGGUCUAGACUGCAGAUGAACUUCGAGAUCAACUGGCCUCUGCAUAUAGUCUUUCAUCCGAAAGUGAUGGAGUUGUAUAAUAAGCUGUUCUGCUAUUUAUUGAGACUGCGUAAAACACAGAUAGACCUCCAUAAACUUUGGGCAGAGCAUGUUUCAAACAAGCAGACAAUAGACAGAAGAGUUUGGACCCUUCGACAAAACCUUAUGUUCUUGGUUAAUAACCUUCAGUAUUACUUGCAAGUCGAUGUGAUAGAGGCCCAGUUCUCUUUGUUGCUGAAAGCCGUCGAAAACGCCAACGAAUUCGAAGAUAUAAUCAAGGUUCAUCACGAAUUCAUCACUAAUUUGUUGGCAAAAACGUUUGUGUCUACACCUGAUGAGGAACACAUUUAUGCCAAUAAACACAGACUCUAUCAAGUGCCAGCUGUCCAGUACGAAAUACCUAGCAGGGUUUACAGCAUCAUAAUAAGGCUGCUCGAACUCUGCGACGAAUUCUGUUUGGUGGCCAGCACCUGGAAUUCGGAAUUAACAGAACCCGAAUUGGAAGAGCUCGAAAUAUUUCAAAAAAGAAGCGACACAGUGAUAGAAUCUCUCCUUUUCAUACUCCACAGGUUGCACGAAAAAGUUAGCGGACAGCAUUUGUUGCAGUUGCUUUCUCAGUUAGAUUUCAACAAAUACUUUAGUAAAAACAAGGCUGAUAUUAACUCUACCACGUUCUAAAUUGCAUAUUCAUUUUUUAAUAGCACUCAUAUUAACUUCUGAACUUGGGUUUAGCGCUGGUAACACAAGAAGAAGAAGGAUGACUGCAUUUGGUGUCAGCCGGCUGAAAGCCCUGACAGCCGUGGCCAGUCUAAAUAAGCAUGAGUUUAAGCCCAAGGGUAGUUGAUAAUAAUCCUCAAUUUGUAAUAAAACUAAGAUAUUUUUCAAUGAAAAAACAAAUAAUUGGCCAUUUUAAUAAAUAAAUCACAAUUCCAUGAUAAUA
Messenger RNA from Leptinotarsa decemlineata (Colorado potato beetle), 2376 nucleotides. It is a transcript of the gene Grip75, whose product is annotated as gamma-tubulin complex component 4. Lineage: Eukaryota; Metazoa; Arthropoda; Insecta; Coleoptera; Chrysomelidae. The record is from RefSeq and is a predicted model, not a curated record. Gene Ontology annotation, cellular component: gamma-tubulin complex; spindle pole; microtubule organizing center. Gene Ontology annotation, molecular function: microtubule minus-end binding; gamma-tubulin binding. Gene Ontology annotation, biological process: cytoplasmic microtubule organization; meiotic cell cycle; mitotic cell cycle.